AUGCUGCUGAGCGUGGGGCAGGAGGUGGUCGCCGUCGUGGAGGAGAACCGGGUGUCCAACGGCCUCAAAGCCCUCAGGGUGGAAGCCGUCUCUGAUAAAUGGGAAGAUGACAGUAAAAACCAUGGCAAGGGACUGUUGAACUAUGGCCCUCGAGUGUUGAUUGGCUGCGUGACAUCAUUGUUGGAAGGUGCUGGCUACAUCAGUCAGAGUACAUACUUCUCUAUGGAGAGUGUCUGUGAAGGAUUUAAGCCCUGUAAAGGAGACUGGGUGGAGGCCGAGUACUAUAUAAGGCCAGGCUCAAGGAACAGCGAGGCCGUGUCAGUGAAGCCACUGAGGUACAAGCGCGUGGACAGGGUCACCAUUUCCAGCCUCUGUGGCAGAAAUGGGGUGCUGGAUGACAGUAUCUUCUUCACGUUGGAUUCCCUGACGCUUCCUAAAGACUAUGUGCCACAUCGGGCUGAUGUGGUGAAUGCCGUGGUGGUGGAGAGCAGCCAGUCCUGCUACAUGUGGAGAGCUCUGUGCCUGGACCCGCUGAAGAGGCAAGGUGGCAAGGAUAGUACUGCUCUGGGAGGAAGUGACCCUGGACAUGCAUAUAAGAGUCACGCUAAGAAACCCAAAUUUGGGCCUCAUGCCACCACUGUCGAGAGCAGGUCACCCUGGACUAACUAUGUGUUUGGCUCUAUACCAGAUGAGUGUCUGUGUCCAGGAGAGAGUGCAGCAGAAGGAAGAGAGCAUGCAGCAGAGCAGCAGCAGCAAGCAACAGAGGACGAGCCUGUGGGGCUCAUCCCACCAGGUGGAAAGACCUUGGUUGUGGUUAUGUGUGAGGCAAAGAAUCCUGGCCGAUGCAAGGAGCUGUUCCUCUUUUGCUUCUCCAAAUUCAUCAUUGGGCGCUUCCUGGAGGUGAACGUCGUGAGUGGGGAAGAGGCGCUGAUUGCUAUCCGAGAACCAUUUUCCUGGAAGAAGUCAAGAAUUUCCAAAACUGCACCAGCCACAAAAACGACUAUUGUGGGGACCACACAGAAAAGGAACUCGAGACGACAGCUUCCAAGUUUCCUUCCACAGUACCCAAUACCUGAUCGACUUAAAAAUUGUGUGGAGCAGAAAAUUGAUAUUCUGACCUUCCAGCCAUUACUGGCAGAGCUCUUGAAUGUGACCAACUACAAAGAGAAGUUUUCAACUUUGCUGUGGCUCGAGGAGAUUCAUGCAGAAAUUGAACUGAAGGAAUAUAAUAUGAGUGGGGUCAUCUUGAAGAAAAAUGGGGGUUUUCUGGUUCUGGAGGUCCCAGGAUUGGCUGAGAGUCGACCUUCUCUGUACUCGGGUGAUAAACUGAUUUUGAAAACUCAAGAGUACAACGGGCAUGUCAUCGAGUACAUUGGCUGUGUGAACGAGAUAAAUGAAGAAGAAGUAACUCUCAAAGUUAAUGCAGAAUUUGCACAGGCGUAUAACUUUGAACCUAUGGAUGUGGAAUUCACCUAUAACAGGACCACAAGCAGACGGUGUCACUUUGCGCUUGAACAAGUCAUCCACUUAGGUGUAAAAGUGUUGUUUCCAGAUGAGAUCAUUUUGCAGCCUCCCCAAGUGACAGGGACUUGGAGCCUUGUUCAGGACACCAAAAGCGAUGGACAGUCCACCACAAAGACUAGGAAAGCGGUGAAGGACCAGACUAAACCUGCAGCAAAGGAGAGGCGGGCGGGUGCCCAGGAUGUGCCGGGGUUCAGUAAUCUGGUCCAUGAAGCACCGAUCCCAAAGGCCCAAGACAAGGAAUUCUUCAAUCCUGUGCUCAAUGAGAACCAGAAGUUGGCAGUGAGAAGAAUACUGAGUGGGGACUGCCGCCCACUUCCAUAUAUACUUUUUGGACCUCCUGGAACAGGGAAGACAGUAACCAUCAUAGAGGCGGUGUUACAGGUGCACUCUGCUGUGCCCGACAGCCGGGUUCUGGUCUGCGCGCCGUCCAAUAGUGCUGCAGAUCUCCUGUGUUUGCGGCUGCACGAGAGCCAGGUGAUGAGGCCAGGCUCCAUGGUCCGAGUGAACGCCACCUGCAGGUUUGAGGAGACAAUCAUCGAAGAUAUCAAGCCAUAUUGCAAAGACGGAGAGGACAUCUGGAAAGCCUACCGCUUCAGGGUCAUCAUCACCACCUGCAGCAGCGCGGGCCUCUUCUACCAGAUCGGCGUUAGAGUCGGACAUUUCACGCACGUGUUUGUGGAUGAAGCAGGACAGGCAAGCGAGCCCGAGUGCCUCAUCCCCUUGGGUCUGAUCUCGGAAGUCAAUGGCCAGAUCAUUCUUGCUGGGGACCCCAUGCAGCUGGGCCCUGUCAUUAAGUCCAGACUCGCCAUGGCCUAUGGGCUGAAUGUCUCCAUGUUGGAGAGGUUGAUGAAACGGCCAGUGUACCUGAGAGAUGAGGACGCUUUUGGAGCUUCUGGUGCCUACAACCCACUGCUGGUGACGAAGCUGGUGAAGAACUACCGGUCCCAUUCGGCUCUGUUGGCCCUGCCAUCACGCCUCUUCUACCACCGGGAACUCCAGGUCUGCGCGGACCCCACUGUAGUGACUGCCCUGCUUGGCUGGGAGAAGCUACCCAGGAAAGGCUUCCCACUUGUCUUCCACGGUGUGAGGGGUACCGAGGCCCGGGAAGGGAAAAGCCCCUCCUGGUUCAAUGCUGCCGAAGCGGUUCAGGUCAUGCGCUACUGCUGCCUGCUGGUCAAGGGCCUCUCCAGCCAAGUGUCGUCCAGCAAAAUUGGCAUCAUCACGCCCUACCGGAAGCAGGUGGAGAAAAUCAGAAUUCUUUUGCGAAAUGUGGACCUGAUGGACAUAAAGGUCGGCUCCGUAGAAGAGUUCCAGGGCCAGGAGUAUUUGGUCAUCAUCAUCUCCACUGUACGCUCAAAUGAAGAUCGAUUUGAAGAUGACAGAUACUUUUUGGGUUUCUUGUCCAACUCGAAGAGAUUCAAUGUUGCCAUCACCAGACCCAAAGCCUUGCUGAUUGUGCUAGGAAACCCCCACGUCCUAGUCAGAGACCCCUGCUUUGGGGCACUGCUGGAGUACAGCAUCACGAAUGGCGCUUACAUUGGCUGCAACUUGCCUCCGGAGCUGCAGACCCUGCAGAACUCCGACUAGUCCUGUGUGCUGUCCCUCACUGCUCUAGGACUGGAGAGGUGCCAUCCAGAGGCCUGUUGGUGAGGGUCACUCACUCUGACCCCU
Messenger RNA from Suncus etruscus (white-toothed pygmy shrew), 3195 nucleotides. RefSeq names its product Mov10 like RISC complex RNA helicase 1 (gene MOV10L1). Lineage: Eukaryota; Metazoa; Chordata; Mammalia; Eulipotyphla; Soricidae. Bases 1 to 3111 code for a protein of 1036 amino acids. The record is from RefSeq and is a predicted model, not a curated record. The transcript has 25 exons. Gene Ontology annotation, molecular function: helicase activity.